CACCCACCUGCGGCAAAUCCCGGCAGCCCCAUGUACAACCAAGGCCAGCAUCCCCACGGCGGCUACGACCACCAGUUCGGCUACGCAAACCAAAACUACUCGCAACACACAACAAGUGAUGCCCAUGCUGGGUCAUACGGCGCGCCGCAAUCGGCUGGACACUCAACUUACCCUGGCGGCCAAGGAUUCGUCCAGUCGACCUAUACCCAGCAGCCCCAUCCUCCUGGUGGGCCAUGGUAUGCCGGCGACUUGUCUGCGCCAUCGAGCUCGCCUCUAGCGGGGUCGAUGGGGAGUUUGGGCGACCAGUCUGUAUCGUACGGCGACGACUUUGAAAACGAACCUCCGCUCAUGGAAGAGCUCGGCAUCAACUUUGAACACAUCUGGACGAAGACCCAGGCCGUGCUGAUUCCAACCACGUCCGUGUCAGAGCACAUCUUGGACGACGUGGACCUGGCCGGUCCGUUGGUGUUUGCCUUUGGGUUUGGGAUGCUGCUGCUCAUGAGCGCGAAGAUUCACUUUGGCUACAUCUACGGCUUUGGCCUGGUCGGGUGCUUGUCCAUGUGGACAUUGAUGAACUUGAUUUCCCCCACCAAGACGAUCGACGUGUACCGCGUCUGCUCUGUCCUGGGCUACUCAUGGCUCCCCAUUAUUUUGCUUGCCGCCAUCAACAUCGUCGCGCCGAUCAAGUACGUCGGCAACAACGUCGUCGCUGGCUGCUCUCAUGCGUGGUGGUGGUGGGUGGUUGUAGGGACUUGAAGGCGAUCGGGUUUGUCCUCGCGUUCCUUUGCGUCGCGUGGAGCACGCAAGCCGCGACGCGCUUCUUCGACAAGUACUUGCACAUGAAGGAGCAGCGCUGGUUGAUCGCGUACCCCACCGCGAUGGUGUACACGUGCUUCGUCCUGAUCACCGUAUUUUAAGUACCAAAUACGACAUGCCUUCUCGAUGCUAUGCUCCA
This is a messenger RNA of Aphanomyces invadans, 955 nucleotides long. RefSeq lists its product as hypothetical. The record is from RefSeq and is a predicted model, not a curated record. The transcript has 3 exons. Gene Ontology annotation, cellular component: trans-Golgi network; membrane. Lineage: Eukaryota; Oomycota; Saprolegniomycetes; Saprolegniales; Verrucalvaceae. Gene Ontology annotation, biological process: vesicle fusion with Golgi apparatus; endoplasmic reticulum to Golgi vesicle-mediated transport. The coding region runs from base 31 to 756 and encodes 241 amino acids.